AUGGCAUCCACCGAGAAGCGUCGCAAUUGGAGCCCAGAAGAAGACAUAACCCUUCUUAUUCAGGUUGCUGCAGACAGACCUUUUGCCGCCGAAAAAGGUCAGCUCAAGAAGGCAUGGCAGGCGCUGGCGGAUACCUUGAUGGCGUGUGAUCACUUCGGACGGGUCGUCGACGGAAAGAAGGUGCAGAACCGAUUCCUGGCCCUCGUGGAGGAGCACAAAAUCUUCGAUGCAGAGUCUGCACGACUGUCUGGCGUGGAUGCGGAAGAGCGUGAAAAACACGUCCUCUUGGACGACAUUGUCAAUCUCUUGGAUGAUAUGAAAAGUUUGCCAGCAAUUCGUUCCGAGGGACAAGAAGAAAAAGUCAAGAUCGAACAAGGUGAUUUGCUCCCGGGAGGGACCAAACGUAGCCAACAAAUCGCAGGACGUGAUGGGAUGACGCAAGCGCUUCAGCAUAAUGGCCAGAGCCUCGACGCCAAUGACGCGGUCACGGCACGAGGUAAUGACGACAUUGGGGACACCAAUCAGCGAAGUCAGUUGUAA
This is a messenger RNA of Aphanomyces invadans, 540 nucleotides long. RefSeq lists its product as hypothetical. The transcript is spliced from 2 exons. Bases 1 to 540 code for a protein of 179 amino acids. Lineage: Eukaryota; Oomycota; Saprolegniomycetes; Saprolegniales; Verrucalvaceae. The record is from RefSeq and is a predicted model, not a curated record.